Cebus imitator (Panamanian white-faced capuchin) is the source of this 1237-nucleotide messenger RNA. It is a transcript of the gene THAP7, whose product is annotated as THAP domain containing 7. Gene Ontology annotation, cellular component: nucleus. Gene Ontology annotation, biological process: regulation of DNA-templated transcription. Bases 25 to 1125 code for a protein of 366 amino acids. The record is from RefSeq and is a predicted model, not a curated record. The transcript has 4 exons. NCBI's taxonomy places the organism in Eukaryota, Metazoa, Chordata, Mammalia, Primates, Cebidae.
GCGCGUGCGCGGGCUGACGUGCGCAUGCGCUGGUUGCUGCUCGCCUCGUUGGGCCGCAACUGCGUAGACGCUUCGCGCCUUUCUCGGGUCCUGAGGGGCCUUGAACCUGCCUCCAUUGCCUCGUCUGUGCCCGGGCGGGUGGUGCUUGCCCGGCGGGGUCGCAGGGAGGUCUCGUGGCGGCGCGUGUUGGGUCUGCUUUUCCCCAGCGGGGAGCUUGGGCAGCAUGAGCCCCGGGCUGCGGACAGUCUACUGCUCACGGGUUUGUGGCUCCACAGACUUCCCAAGAAGGACAACCCGAGGCGAGGCUUGUGGCUGGCCAACUGCCAGCGGCUGGACCCCAGCGGCCAGGGCCUGUGGGACCCAGCAUCCGAGUACAUCUACUUCUGCUCCAAACACUUUGAGGAGAACUGCUUUGAGCUGGUGGGAAUCAGCGGGUAUCACAGGCUAAAGGAAGGAGCAGUCCCCACCAUAUUUGAGUCUUUCUCCAAGUUGCGCCGGACAUCCAAGACCAAGGGGCACAGUUAUCCAUCUGGUCCCCCUGAAGUCACCCGGCUCAGGCGAUGCAGGAAGCGCUGCUCCGAGGGCCGAGGGCCCACAACUCCAUUUUCUCCACCUCCACCUGCUGAUGUCACCUGCUUUCCUGUGGAAGAGGCCUCAGCACCUGCCACUUUGCCAGCCUCCCCAGCUGGGAGGCUGGAGCCUGGCCUCAGCAGCCCCUUUUCAGACCUUCUGGGCCCCCUGGGUGCCCAGGCAGAUGAAGCAGGCUGCAGUGCCCAGCCUUCACCAGAGCCACAGUCCUCCCCGCUCGAGCCACGGCCAGUCUCCCCCUCAGCCUACAUGCUCCGCCUGCCGCCACCCGCCGGAGCCUACAUCCAGAAUGAACACAGCUACCAGGUGGGCAGCGCCUUGCUCUGGAAGCGGCGAGCUGAGGCAGCUCUUGAUGCCCUUGACAAGGCCCAGCGCCAGCUGCAGGCCUGCAAGCGGCGGGAGCAGCGGCUGCGGUUGAGACUGACCAAGCUGCAGCAGGAGCGGGCACGGGAGAAGCGGGCACAGGCAGAUGCCCGCCAGACUCUGAAGGAGCAUGUGCAGGACUUUGCAAUGCAGCUGAGCAACAGCAUGGCCUGAGGGAGGGGCUGCUGGACUGACCGAGGGGCUGCCCAGCAAGGCUGCAGCCUCCUUCUCCCUCAGAAUCCACCAUACCCACCAGGUGCCAUAAUAAAGUGGAUUCUAGAAGGAG